UCAUUUGCAUAUCCGGCGGGAACGCCCCCUCCCGGAGGUAUCCAGGAAGGCGAGGCGGCGGCGCUGCUGCUGCUGCUGCUCGAAGGGCGAGAUUGUGCGGUUUUGGUGCCAAGCAUUUAAAGAGAAAAUGAGAAGGUUUUUGAGGUCUGGGCAUGAUCCCAUAAGAGAGAGGCUCAAGCGUGACCUUUUCCAGUUUAACAAGACGGUUGAACAUGGCUUUCCACAUCAGCCUAGCGCCCUGGGCUACAGCUCUUUCCUUCAUCUUAUGGCUAUUGGAACUCGGUCGGGAGCCAUCAAAUUCUAUGGUGCUCCAGGGGUGGAGUUCAUGGGCUUACAUGAAGAAACCAACACUGUUAUGCAAAUACAUUUCAUUCCUGGCCAGUGCCGUUUAGUGACACUGCUGGAUGACAACAGCUUGCACUUAUGGGCCCUGAAGCAGUCCAACAGCGGUUUAUCUGAGCUUCAGGAGGAAAGGCACUUCACGCUCCGAGGACCUCCUGGAUCCCCUCCAAGUGCCACCCAGGUGACUGCGAUCCUCGCACAUUCCUCGCAGGAGCUUCUGUACCUUGGCACGGAGAGCGGCAAUGUCUUUGUGGUGGAGAUUCCAUCUUUCAGAGUGCUGGAAGACCAGACUAUCUGUCCAGAAGUUGUACUGCAAUGUGUGCCAGAAGAUUAUCGAAACAGACGGUCACUCGAAUUAGUAGAAGCCUUACGGGAACAUCCACGGAACCCCAACCAGAUCUUAAUCGGAUACAGCAGAGGCCUCAUUGUACUCUGGGACUUGAUAAAUAACAAAGCAACAUAUCAUUUCCUUGGCAGUCAGCAACUAGAAAACCUCUUUUGGCAGAGGAACGGUCAUCAGAUCAUCAGCUGUCACAGUGAUGGAAGUUAUACUCAGUGGCCAGUUUCAAGUGAUGAUAGGCGUCCUGAGCCCCUGGAAAGCAAAGUGCCUUAUGGUCCUUUUCCUUGCAAGGCUAUCUCCAAGAUAUACUGGCAAACAACGAACGGGCUUCCGUAUAUUAUAUUCCAAGGAGGGAUGCCACGGGCAAGUUACGGAGACAGGCAUAGUAUUUCAGUUGUUCAUGGUAAUCGGCAGACGGCCUUUGACUUCACAUCACGAGUGAUAGAUUUCUUUGUCAUUGCUAAUGCAGAUCCAUUUGCAGAGUUUGAUGAGCCAUCUGCAAUGGUGGUGUUGGCGGAAGAAGAGCUGGUAGUCAUAGACCUGAUGUCUCCGGGCUGGCCGUCAAUCCAACCUCCUUAUCUUGCAUCCCUCCACUGCUCAGCCAUCACAUGUUCUCAUCACGUCUCCAAUAUUCCUCUCAAGUUAUGGGAAAGAAUAAUCAGUGCAGGGAACAAACAGAACCAGUUCUCUAAUAUGCCAUGGCCAAUUGAUGGAGGUACUAGCAAGGCUCCAGAUCCUCCGCAGCGGGAUCUGCUGCUUACAGGGCAUGAGGAUGGCACUGUCAGGUUCUGGAAUGCCUCUGGUGUUUGUCUGAACCUGCUGUAUAAGCUGAGCACUGUGAAGGUGUUCCUAACAGAUGCAGAUCCCAAUGACAAUAUGAACCAGCUGGGGGAGGAUGAAUGGCCGCCGUUGCGUAAGGUUGGUUCCUUUGACCCAUACAGCGAUGAUCCCAGACUUGGCAUUCAGAAGAUCUUCCUGUGCAAAUACAGUGGCUACUUGGCUGUAGCAGGAACGGCAGGGCAGGUACUUGUAUUGGAGCUAAAUGAUGAGGAAGCAGAUCAGGUGAUUGAUCGGACAGAAGCAGACCUUCUCCAGGACCAGGAAGGCUAUAAAUGGAAAGGUCAUGAGCGACUGAAGACUAGAGAUGGACCUGUUCGAUUUGAGCCUGGCUUCCAGCCCUUUGUCUUGGUCCAGUGUCAACCCCCAGCUGUAGUCACAUCACUGGCCCUUCACUCAGAGUGGAAACUUGUUGCCUUCGGUACAAGCCAUGGCUUUGGACUCUUUGAUCAUCAGCAGAAGCAGCUAGUCUUUGUCAAGUGCACCCUACAUCCCAGUGACCAGUUGGCCUUGGAAGGCCCUCUUUCUAGAGUAAAAUCCUUGAAGAAAUCCCUCCGUCAGUCCUUCCGACGGAUGCGGCGAAGCCGGGUAUCAACCAGAAAGCUGCGAACAGCAGAGGUACAAGAGGGGAUCUCCAGACAUGACCAUGAUGCGCUGCAGGAGAUAGAACUGGCUCCCGUUCAGCGGAAGAUUGAAGCACGGUCAGCUGAGGACUCCUUCACUGGCUUUGUGCGCACCUUAUACUUCGCUGACACCUUCUUGAGAGACAGUUCCCGGCACUCUCCAUCCUUAUGGGCAGGUACAAAUGGGGGUACAGUAUAUGCCUUCUGUCUGCGCGUUCCUCCAGCCGAGAGAAGAAUGGAUGAGCCAGUCAGAGCAGAGCAGGCCAAAGAGAUCCAGCUCAUGCACCGAGCUCCUGUGGUCAGCAUUGUCGUUCUGGAUGGCCAGAGCAUACCACUUCCAGAGCCUCUGGAAGUAGCGCAUGAUCUUUCCAAGAGCCCCAACAUGCAAGGUAGCCAUCAGCUUCUCGUGGUGUCUGAGGAGCAACUUAAGGUUUUCACAUUGCCUAAGGUCAGCUCCAAACUGAAGCUCAAACUGACAGCCCUGGAAGGUUGCCGAGUGCGGAAGGUGUCAGUUGCCAACUUUGCCAGCUGUAAGACUGAAUACAGUGAAAAUGCUCUGGCUGUUCUAACAAACCUGGGAGACAUCCAGAUUAUCUCCCUGCCUUCCCUCAAAAUCCAAGUGCGCUACCCCUGCAUCCGUAAAGAAGAUGUGAGCGGCAUUGCUUCCUGUGUGUUCACAAGAUAUGGGCAAGGCUUCUACCUCAUCUCACCUUCAGAGUUUGAGAGAUUUUCCCUUUCCCCAAAAUGGUUGGUUGAACCACGAUGUCUAAUAAGUGCACCUGAAAGCACAGGCAACAGCCGUGUUCACAGCCCAUCCGCCGUGGAAAAUGCUUCAAGGAAAUCCAACAAAGAUUCAGGAUGGAGUUCUGGUGAUCAACAUGGAGAAGAUAAGCCAACUGGCAGGCUGAUGGAACAUGCUCUGCUCAAUGAUGAAAAUGUUCUGAAGGAAAUCCAAAGCACUCUGGAGAGUGGAAGGGGCAGUUACAGUGACAGAAAUUCACGAAAAAUUCAAGUAGGACACAGACUAAGUAAUGGAGGAGCAGAAUGAUUGUGCUUUGACCGUGUCAUUUUGAUACGUGGCAUUUGGAAAGAGUGCCAUAACACUACUGACUGUGGGUCCAGCAUCCAUGAGGGAGAGGCCUCCACUGACCAUGACCUUGAAUCCCAUGGCAGGGCUGAGUCUCGCUUGGCCACGCUGAGCUCUGGGUUUUCCCUGUCUUCACAGUGCCUCGUCUGAAGCCUUCCUGGCUCUCUUGAGUCUGAAAUGGCUCCCUUGACCUCUUUUCCUUCAUGCCUCUGGAUAUUAUGUUCUUUUUGCAGUUCCUCAAAUGUUUGCACAUUUUUUUGGAAAGAUUUCUACUGGGAUGGGUUUUAAAUUAUAAAUAUCGCUGCCUUGUAAGCAGAUUUUUUAAAAUAAAUGUUGUUACCUCUGAUUAAGAUUAUUUUUUGUACAUUUUUUAAACAUUGUAAUUGGUGUUUUAAUAGAGGCAUAUUUUAGAAGAAUUCUUUUUUGAAAAAAAUAUUGAAUGAAAUAAUAUAUGUAAGAUUAGAUCACUGUGGCUGCUGUAACCUUUCUUUUUUUUCUAUGAGGAAAUUGCAAGAUUUUCAUCUUUUUACUGUACUGUUAAGUGGCAGACUCGUGUACAAUCUUAUUUUUGUAGCAGUUCAAAUCGGGGAAAUUAAUCAAAUUUGAUUUGAUUUUUGUGCGGACACUACAUUGAUCUGUCUUUAAAUAAAGAAAGACCUUUACACGUUUCAGAA
Messenger RNA from Anolis sagrei ordinatus, 3903 nucleotides. It is a transcript of the gene LLGL2, whose product is annotated as LLGL scribble cell polarity complex component 2. The record is from RefSeq and is a predicted model, not a curated record. Gene Ontology annotation, cellular component: plasma membrane; cortical actin cytoskeleton; cytoplasm. Gene Ontology annotation, biological process: regulation of Notch signaling pathway; regulation of protein secretion; establishment of spindle orientation. Gene Ontology annotation, molecular function: GTPase activator activity; myosin II binding. NCBI's taxonomy places the organism in Eukaryota, Metazoa, Chordata, Lepidosauria, Squamata, Anolidae.